CGCCCACUUGCACCCUGCCCUUUCAACCCUUUCCAGUCUCACGCCCAGCACACUGUGACUGGAACUGGUGGGGGCGUGGCGUGGCUUCCAGAACGCCCUCUUGCUCGGCUCCUCAGGCCUCGCAGAGGGAUCUUCGCGCUCAAAGGAUUCGCAUCCAUACCAAGCCCGGGUUGGGAACGUGGAAGAAGAUGUGGGGUUCCAGCAGAGACUUGUGUUCCCCUGAACAGCCCAGAGCCAGUUCACUGAGUCCCAGUGACAGGAAGCAAAGGAAAAACCACACCAGCAAACUGCAAGAGCUGGCACUGCUGCUACCUGUGGCCCUGAAAACUGGCAGCAAGAAGCUCACCAAGAAGGAGAUUCUGCUGCGUGUCCUGCACUACAUUCAGUACCUCCAGAGAAGCAUUGAUGUGGCCAAGGCCUUGCUCAAAUUCCACACCAGUGAUGGGGAAGAUGGACUUGGGGGGCUGGGUCGGAACCCAGGCUCGGGCCCAGCCAGGCGGAGACACUCCACCCCUUCCAGCUCCCCUCGCUGUCGGAAGUCCCGUCUUCGGGGGGCCUGCCAGAAACCUCGGAAGAAAAAGCUGUCCAGAGUACCAGAACGCCAGACUCGGGCCCAGAGGCCUCGCCGCUCUCUGGCCCUGGACAAGCCUGAGAAGCUGGUGACCCUAUGCCUAGACCAGAAAGGAGGAAACAUGGGGGGGACCAUCCCCCCUCCAAGAUGCCCCAACUCCUGCGGUCACCCCGAGGCUGCAUCAUCCUCGUCUCAAGGUGGUAGAAAUGGAGGACAGUCCCACCUGACGUUGCUGGAUACGGCCGAGAACAUUGUUCACUGUGACAUCUUAAGCUGCUGUUGCGGGAACACCAUCCAGGACGAUGGGCCUUAUCCUCCUCUCGGAGACCCAGAAGGUGCUGAAAGCAUCCAUUUUCUCAGCAAGACACAGCCCUGUCCCAGGCAGAAGCUGUCGUUCUACGAUUCCAGUGAGGAAGUGGAUAAGAAGACCCCUGAUACGGACCCUUGGCUUCCUGUCUGGACCAUAAGGGACAGCCCUCAUGGGAGCCCUCUGGCCUUGGAGCCUGCCCAGAUUGAUACCUGGAGUGUGACCGGUAACCCGAUUGAGAUCCUAGGACUCAGCCCCUCGCUCUUCAGCUCCCCGGGCAAACUGCUGCCAGAACAGAUCUUGGAGGAUGGCGUCGAGUACCUGACCGAAGCUCUCUUUGAGGAAGUGUACUUAGAUCCUGAGUCUCCAGCUUCCACCUGCAUGCCUGAAAAGUCCCAGAAGAAGGACACACUGUCUGAGGCUCCGGAAGACCCUCCUGACUCCCACAGCCUGUGCCAGCCCUUGGUCUCGCUGGACCACUGCUACCUCUCUCUGAGUGAGAACAGCAAGGCGCUGUCCAGCCCUAGCUCAGAGGACAGCGACACAGAGUUCAUGUGGACACAGCAAGAGGACAUGCGAGCUAACCCCGAGGGCUUGCAGACCUCCAGUGAUGAGGACGGAGACUAUACGUGGACCCCCACCCGGCGGGUCUCAACCCUGCCCACAGCCGGGAGAAAGGCCAGGAAGGGAGGAGCAGGCAGGGGCCCCGUGAAGCCCAAAGAGAGCAAGAAAGCCCCCGGCUCCACCCAGAUGAAGAAAAAGUGUGUCAACGGCUUCAUCAUGUUCUGCAGGAUGAACCGGAAGCAAUAUAUCCGAGCCUGCCCUGGGACCGCAUCCACGGCUGCCACCAAGGAGCUGGCCCAGCUGUGGCGCGUUAUGACCCAGCAGGAACGGAGACCGUAUUGCAUCAAGGCUCGAAGAUUCAGCCGCCAGCACAACCGCAUCGUGAAGCAGGACGGCUCCAGCAGUGACGAGGACGACUGGGAGAUGCCCAAGCCCUUCUACCAGCUGCUGGCUGAGAAGGCCCGCUGUGCCUCAGACGAGGCCUCACUGCCACUUCCUCUCCACGGGCGAGACAGGGUAACCCCCUCACUCUCCUCCCUGGUAACUCUUGCUUGAAGCCGGGAGAGCUUGUCCCUUCCCGGGCAUUGAGCCUGGCGAUGGUGAUGCAGGUCUCCGUGGCCAGUGCCCGCAGCGCCGGGAGAGGGGCGUAGUUACUGUUCCCGCUGCUGCCUUGCUCAGCAGCGCUGCCCGUCACAGCACUUCUACCCGGUGGCCCCCAGAGGACCCUCAGGGCGGGAGGGAGGAAACCUUAAAUGAAAUGCAGGGAGGUGAAGUUUAUAGUCAGGGAUUGCCCUCUGCCUUUCCUUUCCCCACCCCAGAACCAAAUGGUUUCAACCCUCUUCAUUCUCACCUCUCCCCACUCCUCCCUCCCCUGUUCUAUUUAUAAAUUAUUUAUUGUUUUAAAUGAAAUAAAGCAAGUGCAACCCUUGGCACCAGCAAGGGUGCCAAGGGGAGGCUCUCCUGCAUCUGCUUGCCCGCCCCCCACCCAGGGUGCCCCUUCUACCCAAAUCCGGACGCCUGCAGCGUGAAAGAAGCUGCCCACACCCGCCCAAGCCCCACCGCAAAUCUGAACACAAACCCUCUUCCCCUUCAGGAAGUAGCCACCAGAAAGC
Molecule: messenger RNA, 2554 nt
Organism: Microcebus murinus (gray mouse lemur)
Lineage: Eukaryota; Metazoa; Chordata; Mammalia; Primates; Cheirogaleidae
Source: RefSeq, a predicted model, not a curated record